Camelus dromedarius (Arabian camel) is the source of this 2708-nucleotide messenger RNA. It is a transcript of the gene CHST8, whose product is annotated as carbohydrate sulfotransferase 8. The record is from RefSeq and is a predicted model, not a curated record. The transcript has 4 exons. Gene Ontology annotation, cellular component: membrane. Gene Ontology annotation, molecular function: sulfotransferase activity. Lineage: Eukaryota; Metazoa; Chordata; Mammalia; Artiodactyla; Camelidae. Gene Ontology annotation, biological process: carbohydrate biosynthetic process; proteoglycan biosynthetic process. Bases 966 to 2240 code for a protein of 424 amino acids.
GCCCUCCUGGAUGUGCCAAGGCUGGUCCCUGGCCAUUUCAGGACCCAGGUCAGCGCUCCCCUGAGUCAGUGUUGGGGCAGGAAUCUGCAGCCCCACCUCAGCCUCAGCACUUGCAGCCAUUCCUCAUCUUCAUCAUCCUCACAGAGCAUUGUAACUUUAUGUGUACGCAUAAAAACUGGAGGGACUUGUCUUAGAGUUUGCUGCUGCCACCACCGCUGCCGUUAGAGCAAGUUUAAUUAGCUGCAGGAUUUUAAUGAGCUGAAAUCAAGAAGAACCCCAUCUCAGAAGUGAGCAGGAGCUGCACACACGGAAGAAUUCGUCUGACAAAACAGAUGGAGGUGGUAUUCUCAGGGGACUGGGUUGUGUGCUUUGUUUCAACAAAGAGCAAAUGAGUUACUGGGGCCAGGAGGCUGAGGCAGGCAGCCGGGGAGGUCAGCCUCAGUGCUGGCCUCAGUGGGGGCAGAGCUGGAGGUACGGCCCCCUCUGCUGCCACGGCAGACUGCUCGGUGCCGGAUUCAAGGUGACGGCAGUGCCUGGCUCCAUUCUCCUCAAGUUGCCAUAGCAGCCUCUCUCCCGAUGAGCAGCUUCUCCUGGAGCCCUCAGCUGGGAGGGACGUCAUUGUUCGUUCCUGCCGGUUUGAGGAGGAGACUGGCUGGACAGAGAACUUUCCCAGGCCUGGGGUCUGCACACCAAGUGGGUUCACCCACAGGCAUGUGGCUGGAUGCCUCCUGCUGCCUCCAGUGGGGCAGUGGGUGGGUCCCCACAGCCAGAGGGGUCCUCUGAGUGACUGGGGGAAGUGUCCAGGCCUUGGAGCAGCUGCAGCCAAGUGUGCCCUUGGAACCGUCCGUCCGUCUGCCUGCCGGCCCUUCACCAUUGGAGCCCGUGGCCUGAUGGACGCCUGGUGUGGAUGAUGAAGGAAGAGCGCGCCUCCCACACCCGAGAGGUGACCCCGGAGCGAGCCCUGGAUGACCCCGAGAGCAGGAGCGAUGCGGCUGGCCUGCAUGUUCUCAUCCAUCCUGCUGUUCGGAGCCGCAGGCCUCCUCCUCUUCAUCAGUCUGCAGGACCCCACGGAGCUCGCCCCCCAGCAGGUGCCAGGAAUAAAGUUCAACAUCAGGCCACAGCAGCGCCACAACGACCUCCCACCAGGCAGUUCCCAGGAUGGUGACUUGAAGGCACCCACAGAGAGGGCCACUCGAGACUUGUCCAGCCGGGCCCCAAGAGGCCUCAACCUGCUGGUGCCAGAUCAGCCUCAACCUCGCGUAAACAGGGGGGCCCGUCUGCGUCCACGGCAGCGCCGCCGCCGUCUGCUUAUCAAGAAAAUGCCGGCUGCGGCGGCCAUUCUGACCAACAGCUCAGCCAGUACGUUCGUGCAGCCGGCACCCAGGGCCCUGGACAGCUACUGGGUCGGCCUGCAGCGGCGUCAGCAGGAACGCAAGCGAGUGAUGCAGGAGGCGUGCGCCAAGUACCGGGCAAGCAGCAGCCGCAGGGCGGUCACGCCCCGCCACGUGUCCCGCAUCUUCGUGGAGGACCGCCACCGCGUGCUGUACUGCGAGGUGCCCAAGGCGGGCUGCUCCAACUGGAAGCGGGUGCUCAUGGUGCUGGCAGGGCUGGCCUCAUCCACCACCGACAUCCAGCACAACACCGUCCACUACGGCAGCGCCCUCAAGCGGCUGGACACCUUCGACCGCCAGGGCAUCCUUCACCGCCUCAGCACCUACACCAAGAUGCUCUUUGUUCGCGAGCCCUUCGAGAGGCUGGUCUCCGCCUUCCGCGACAAGUUCGAACACCCCAAUAGCUACUAUCACCCUGUCUUCGGUAAGGCCAUCCUAGCCCGGUACCGGGCCAACGCCUCUCGGGAGGCCCUGCGGACGGGCUCCGGUGUGCGGUUCCCCGAGUUUGUCCAGUACCUGCUGGACGUGCACCGGCCAGUGGGCAUGGACAUCCACUGGGACCACGUCAGCCGGCUCUGCAGCCCAUGCCUCAUCGACUAUGACUUUGUGGGCAAGUUUGAGAGCAUGGAGGACGAUGCCAACUUCUUCCUGAGCCUCAUCCAUGCACCGCGCAACCUGACCUUCCCCCGGUUCAAGGACCGGCACUCGCAGGAGGCACGGACCACCGCGCGGAUCACCCACCAGUACUUCGCCCAGCUCUCAACCCUGCAGCGGCAGCGCACCUACGACUUCUACUACAUGGACUACCUGAUGUUCAACUACUCCAAGCCCUUUGCAGAUUUGUACUGAGGGGCGUGGGCAACCCUGCCCCACCCACUCACCUGUCGGCAGGCGGCAUCCCGCUCCUCCUAGGUCCUCACCUGGGAGCUGAGAUGUACCCAGAGAAACAGGGCUCUGAGGAGGUGAGGAGCCGUGGCUGCUGGGUGGUGCCGGCGCGUCAGGGGGGACAGAGGCCCAGGCCUUGAAUGGGGACCCUGGCCCUUGCCCCAUACCCACUUCCUCACUCCUCAAAUAAGGAAGAUGCUGGUGGUGGGUGAGCCGAACACCCCAGGAGUCCCAGCUGCCCAUAUCCAGCUCGGCCAAGAGUCAGGAUGACCAGGGAAGUCUGAGGCCCAGAGGACAGGGGCCCCAGCGGUAAGGGAUUUCCUGCAGUCCCUUAGCCAUUGCCUUGUACCAAACCACACGGUUUGCAGCUUUUCUAAGACCAAGGGGGGAAGGGUCCCUUGGGAUGAGUUUCCAAAUAAAGCACAUGGUUUC